Lingula anatina is the source of this 3923-nucleotide messenger RNA. RefSeq lists its product as uncharacterized. Gene Ontology annotation, biological process: G protein-coupled receptor signaling pathway. Gene Ontology annotation, cellular component: membrane. The record is from RefSeq and is a predicted model, not a curated record. Gene Ontology annotation, molecular function: G protein-coupled receptor activity. Lineage: Eukaryota; Metazoa; Brachiopoda; Lingulata; Lingulida; Lingulidae.
AUGCUUGCUGAGGCAUUUGGCAAGUAUGACCACCAUUUACGAAGUUUAACAAACGAUUCUCAACAACAGCUGCAACAGAAUUAUUUUCUUCUUGUGCGAAACUCUCCCCAGAAUCCAAAACCUAUUGGGAAUUUUACCGAAGAGGGAGGGUUCUACCUUGAUAAAUCAGAACUUACAAUCAGAACUUCAUCCUGUGCAAGUAUAUGCACCAAUUGUAUUCAACAGGUGCGGCGAGAUUACGACUUUUUCGUCAAAGAAGGGGAUGUUUAUAUCUUAGCCUUGAUGAAACUACACAACAGAGCCAAAGACCCUUCGGACAAAUAUGGGUGCGGAGAGUACGAUACCGUCUCCAACCCUUACCCUCAAGUGGAAGCUCUGCUCUUCGCUUUGGAAGAAAUGUCCAACAAGACGGGGAUCAACUUCGGGGCGAUAGUGUAUGACGCAUGUGACAGUUCUGUCAGAUUGACGAAUAUGCUUGGCAACUUUUUCAACAACGAGACGGGAGAUCCACAUUUUGCGUUGACCGUCAGGGGUAAGCCGCUGGAUAUCAACAAAGUUGUUGGGUGUAUUGGCGCCUUCACGAGCACGGACACACUGACCGCUGCAGCGUUCUUGACUCAUAUGAAGCGUAUUUUGGUCAGCUAUUCCGCAUCCAGUACCCUCUUAGACGACAGAAAGCGAUUCCCAUACUUCCUACGAACUCUACCAUCUGACAGCAAGCAAGCUAAAGCCAUUGUAGAUAUCAUCAAACAUUUAAAAUCUAAUUAUGUUCAUCUCGUGCACGUAGACAACGACUACGGGCGCACGGGGGCCUCGGCGUUCAAAGACCUUGCCCAAGAGAAUGGUAUUUGUAUAACUCAGUCUACUCCCAAAAUCCUUGACUUAGACGGGGGAAAUGCCAUUGGGAUCGCUGGGCAAUUAUUAGACUCAAACGAUGCCAAUAUUGUUGUAUUCUUUGGUGAAGAUGAUCACGCCAUUAAUUUCCUGUCCGGACUUAAGCAAGUCACAAGGGACAUCAUGAGACAAUUUGUGUUCAUUUUCUCCGAAGCCAUCGCAGACGGGGAAGCCGAAAUUCGGCGACAAUUCCCUGAUCUUGUAUUAGGCUCCAUAUCGCUAAACGUGGACAAUCAGCACAGGUGGCACACGUCAUUUUACAACUACCUUUCCAAAAAGACUCCCGACUUCUCAGCUAAUCCAAUAUGGUUUAACGAAUUCUGGGAGCAUAAUUUUCAAUGUAGUCUGAAGAACAGUUUCUCUAAAGACCGUAGUCUUUGUACGGGCAAUGAACGCAUUGCUGAAGCAUCGGUGAUGACAGGAAAUCCAUGGGUUCCGCCAAUAAUAACCGCGGCGCUGGCGCUAACGCAGGGUCUGUCCGAGCUUCAGUGCCUUACCCCCCUCUCCCAGUGCGCCGUAGAGGACAUAGUAUCCAGCGUCGCGGGCACGACGCUGCAGUCGGAGCAGGCCACGUCCUUCAGGCCGUUUGACGACAAUGGGAAUGGACUCAUCGGAUACAAAAUAUUUAGCUUUCAGAAAAACUCAAGUGGAACCAUAUACAAAGAGGUUGGUUCUAUAUCCCCCAAUGGCUCACUAGUUGGUCUCGAGGGCAACGUAUUUUACGCCAAAAAUGGUGACGUCAACAGCGACUUCCAAUCCACUUGUCAGGGCGCGGUUAAAGGCUGUGACUUUUGCGUAGUGAAUGAUGGAGAGAAAGAAGAAGGACAAGAAGGGCUUGUUACAGCCCUGGUACUGGUGUCUGUGGUGCUUGCAGUAGGCCUCGUGGCUGUGGCUGUGUUUUUGUAUACUCGGUACAAAAACGACAACUGCCAAGUGAUAGCAAGGAGUUGUCUGGUCAUCCAUCGCCCAACAUCCUCAUCCUUCAAACAAAAUGGUGUUCUUCACAACGAGACUCAAUCGCAAACGCCCAUCCAAACGACAACACAAGAUGACGCCGAUAUAGACUCCAUCUACACGACGCCCGUGUCCGAUAAUUUCAAUCGACUGGGUUUAUUUUUUGGCCUUACUUCCAGCAGCGUGGACGGGAGCACAAGGAGUGCUGAUUCUGACGUGGGUGCUGCCAAUUACGGCCCUCCCCUACCAAAACGCAAUAGCGAAAAUGGCGGGCGGGGCCGAGCAAGCACUAUGCCUUCAAGGUCGAUCUCCUUGCCGCCAAAAGCGAUGCGAUCGUCUGCCGAUGAUUCCGAAGUUGAAUCAGAACCUGCGUAUUUACAGAUGAACAGAUCGGAACCGGGAUUUCCCAUCAAACGCCAGCGUCCGGCAGCAAGAGAUCCCUUGUCAGGUCUUGCCACUUUACCUAGAAAUAACAGAAACAGACAUCUUCAAAGAAAUACUCCAGACCGGGAUAGUUUAGAGAUGUAUCGCCAUUCUGAAAGUGUCCAUUAUCACUCCUCUCCCUUGAUUGACCAAUCACCGCCGGUCUCUCAACAGAAAAGUCGUCCAUCAGACUCGGAACCGGUUCAGUACAGUACCUUGUCCAUUCCCAGCACAAACGCGUACACUUCACCCCCGCGCGCCAGCGCACCAAGACCUACAGCUCUCUACUACCCGUCAAGUGACCGUCAUCACACGUCUGGGGAGUCUGGCUCCAGCGGGCGUCUGUCCCCCAUUCUUCCUAAACCCCAAGGGAACGCUGCCGUACCGUCACACUAUGACCCGUACCCGUAUUCGUAUGUUAACAAUGCCUAUAGCCCAGAGCCCGCACCUCAGGGGGACGACGGAAGUAAAAGCAUUAGUUCCGUAAUUCAGUAUGAGAAUCCGACUCCGAAUUUACGUCGUCACGCGGCCGGCAUGAUACCAAACUGGUUGGAGUCGCAAACUGAUGGACUCAGGUCCAAAUAUGUGUGAUAUGCAUACAUAUACCAGUACAAGGCAGCGUAAGCGUUUAGCUGCGAGCUCAGCUAUCGACUUCUCAAGUCUUGUAGUCCAGUAUGUUCCUAGCGUCUCACGUAAGGAGGAUAUCAAACGAUUUUCUAAGUUAGCGAAGGGGUGGCGGUGACCCAGUGGCGAGAAACUUAGGAAGCUGGCAGCUCAGCUGAUAUCUCAUAGUGCGAACUGGACACGUGGUAAUAUCUUUAUCAUUGUGUGCUUAUCAUGUGAAAAUAUGUACAUCUUCAUGUAUAAUCUACAAACAGAAAUAUUUAUCAUGGACGAUAUAAGUUUGUAAUAAGCACAGUUAAUGUUCUUAUUUAAUGGUACGAAACUCUGUAAAAAGUAUAUGAUAUUCUGUUAAUGUAUUCCACCAAACGUGUGAAUCACUGUAUCUUUUAUUUGCUCAAUGAUUAGCUCAUCUGCAUGUUCUUAAAUCCUUCUUGGAUACAGUUUUUUUUUAUGUCAGCAACUAUGGAAUGGGCGAUAGUGCAGCAUACAGAAAUUCGAUCGUGUAUAUUCACCCUACGUGCAGCUGUCAACUGGGAUUUUCACUGCUAUUACCUCUGCCAUUUAUUAAGUGAUCAUUGUUAUUUGUGCAUUUUUUCUUGGUCUUUAAUAAUUUUCAAAUUCAUUUGGUUUUUCACGCAAAGUCUCUUGAAGAUUCUUAUAAUGCAAGACAUGAACAAUUUGUCGAAAUUGAUGAAGUGUGAAAAGAAAAAGCAUAAUAUUGUUUAUUAUUUCAUUUAUAUACUCUGUGUUUAUAAUUGUUGAAAGUCACUUUUUGAUUUUUUUCCAUUUUCCAUUUAUUUACUUUAAUUUAAUUUCACCUCACUUCACAAUGCUUGAUGAGGCAUUUGGCAAGGUAUCUUGUGCACGUGCGUCCACUGUGUGGGCGUGCGCAUGUGUGCACGUAGAACACGCGUGUUUGUAUAUGGUUACCUAUAUAUGUAUAUAUCUCAUAAUGUAUAUUAUAUACAACGGGAAUAUCAUGAUAUGAUGUGAUGUAUAGUGUAAAAUAUAGACAAUAUUUUGAUGAA